AUGCCCUCGACAACUUCUCUGCUCUUCCUCCUUCUCAUAUGCCUGGUCCUCGCCAGCCCAGUCGCAGCGUUUGGCGCUGGCGAGGUGCCGCCAGGCAGCGAGUUCAAGGGCUAUGUCUGGCGCCACGGCGACCUGGCCGAGGUGCUGAAGUUCCUGCCGACCAGCUUCAUCACCGGCUACAGGUUCACCAAGCUGCAGCGCAAGCAGAUCUACUUUGGCAACUGGCUGCGCGACUUUUCGCAGGUCAUCGACACUACAUGCCUCGAGAACGUCCCCGAGCCCAUCCUGCGCGCAAUCGUCUCCGUCAUGGCCUUCAUGGAGUUUGGCUUUGCCACCGAUGAGUUCGACGUCACGCGUGAGCGCCUCGGCUGCUACACGCACGUGGAACAUAUCGAUAAUCCCUGUGGCUACCCCGAGGAUGCAAAGAAAAUUGACGCGCGCCUGCGUGGUCCGGUGGAUCCGAGGGAGCUAGAAAUCGACCCUGAGACAGGCAUGAAGAAUUACAUCGCCAACUCCGGGAACGGGUGGGAUACGUCGGCCGACUACCUCCGCGGGCAACUGCUUGAAUGCGUCGAACUUGGGCGGAAAGGACGGGCUCAGCACGAAACAGAGGCGAGAAAGGAUGCGUUUCGCCGGCUGGGUGCUGCCUUGCACACGCUGGAGGAUUUCUCUGCACACAGCAACUUCAUCGAGCUGUGUCUGCAUGAGCUCGGCGAAGACGGCAUUUUUCCCUUCGUCGGCGACGCUUGCCGGAUCACGAUCCCCGACGGCGCCAGAGCAGGAAAGGUUGUCGCACCUCUAACUACUGGGACUUUUGGCAUGUUGGACAUCUUCCACUCUUUGCUGGGAGAAGCCGACGACAAGGCAGUUCUGCAGUCCAAGGGCUCCCUGGGAGAGCUGGCGAGUAAACUCAACCGUGGCGGGUUGGCCUUUGAUCGCCUCUUCCAGCUUAUUAAGACUGGGAUUGGAAGGCUGAGCCAGAUCCAACCAGACAUCGACCCGCUCUUGCGACAACUCCAGACCGUCCAGGAGAUAUUCAAGAAGCAUACGCCUGACGACAAGGAGCUCCCGACCCCUAGUGACCUGCCCGAUGCCAAUCUCUUGUGGAAGACGAUCGAGCCCGUCAUCUAUCUCCACGACGCUGUCUCCAAGUACUUGCAAGCCGGCCAGGAAGACGAGGAGGAGUCGACACAAGACUACUCCCACGGCCAGCUGGGCGAGUACACCAACCAGCUUGUAUUCAGGUACCUGGCAGUGAUGAUAGAGUCGUCCGUCAUGGAGCUGCGCAAUGCUGUCAAGGCAGCCCGCGACCGCGUCGACGAGGAGGCCGCCAAGUGCGACUCCGCGAAAGUCUUCAAGGACGGCAGCUCGGCGUCCGACCCGAGCCACUCAGAUCUCUCCAAGGAUCAUUUCAGCAACGUGCUCAACCAGCCCGGCGGGCUGGUUGCGACAGUGACGACCAACUGGACCACUCAACAAAUCGUAAAAUGCUGGGAUGACCCAGACAUCGAUGCAGAACUGGUCAUCGACAAGGUCCUCUCCAUCCUACACCAUCCAUCUUUUCCCGACAACAAGACCCCGAUACAACAGUACAUGUUCGACACGGUCAAGGCUUGGUGGGAUACCACGCCGUCGGAUGAAAAGGACCGCAUCCGCGGGAAGCUCACCAAGGGGAGUGUGCGCGAGCGCCAGCACGAGGACCACAACCUGACCCUUCGCGACUUCGAGAACAAGCACAAGGGGCCAGCCGACUUCCCCGGCGCCUGGCCCGAGGUCAAGCAGCCACCCCGCAAGGCUUCUCUCAUCCAGGCCGGCGUCAACGACGCCAUCGCCGACUUCAACUGGGCCCUGGCCGUCACGCAGAAGGCCCGGACGGACCCCCGGGGUGCGGGGCGGGACGUGUGGAACGCACACGCCUCGCCGGCGCCGCACUGGGCGUCGGACGUGCACACGGCCGUCGAGGUGCCGCACUUGCCGCACGAGCUGCACACCGACGUGCCGUUGACGUCGGCGUGGCACGCGCUGAACCCGGUCGCCGAGCUCGGGUUGCACCCGUUGAAGGUGUUUGCCGCGGCGGGGGUGUUGAAGUUGUACGACUGCAGGUCCACGCCGCAGACCUUGUUCGGGGCCGCCGAGGGGCUGGGGACGACGGAGGAGGUGGAGAGGCUGCUUGUGGGCAGGUCGCUGGAUGUUGGGGAGAGGGUUAUGGUGGACUGGCUUGAGGAUGGGGUGCUUGAGGGGAGGGUGCUGGAGGUGGAGAGGAUGUCGGAUGACAGGCUUGAUACUGUGGAUGAGAGGCCGGAAAUUGUGGAAGAGAGGCUCGGCAUAGUGGAUGAGAGACUAGGGACAGUCGAGGACAGGCUGGGAAUAGUCGACGACGAGAUAGGAACAGAUGAGGACGAGCUAACAACAACAGACGAUGUCAGGGAGCUGGCGUCGCUCGAGGACGACAGCGCCGGCGUGGUGGUGCUGACGGCCGAAAGCGAUGGCGAGGACACGACGCUUGAGGCCUGUGACGAGCUCGGCACAAUGGAACUUUCUGGGGCGGAUGAGCUUGCAGCUGCGCUCGACGAGCUCGAAGCAACCGAGCUAGGACUGGCCACCGACGGAAGAGCAGAAGAAGCCGAUGACGAUGCGGUGUUGGAGAGGAUGGACGAGACGAUGGAGCUGAUGCUGGACAGCUCUGCGCUGUUUGUCACGGUGCUGACGGGCACGAACGACGAGCUCACGCUCAGCACAGAGGUGAUGACGGACGAUGAAGCCGGAGUCGUCGCAGUGGAUGACAGGUGGGGCGUAGUGCUCGUCGUCGUGGGCUUGCUGGUGGUGGUCGAGGUUGUGCUUGCCACAAAGCCCUUGCUCGUGGACGUGACGGUGGCUCCCUUGACCGUCACGGUCGUAGGAAGAGUGACCCUGGCUGUGGACACCGUCACCGCCGUCUUGCCUGUGACGGUAGUGGUGACCGUCGGCGCGGUCCAGACGGACGAGAAGCACGAGCAAGCAGCGGAUACCGCUGGGAUGGCCAGGCCAACACGAGCUGCCGAGGCAAAGACUGCAAAAUCAAGCAGGGCGCGGUCCUCGAGUAUGGCCCGCUCGUCCAACUCGUGGACAUGUUCGCUGCGGUAG
Diaporthe citri is the source of this 3123-nucleotide messenger RNA. RefSeq lists its product as uncharacterized. The coding region runs from base 1 to 3123 and encodes 1040 amino acids. The transcript is spliced from 3 exons. Lineage: Eukaryota; Fungi; Ascomycota; Sordariomycetes; Diaporthales; Diaporthaceae. The record is from RefSeq and is a predicted model, not a curated record.